This is a messenger RNA of Stegastes partitus (bicolor damselfish), 1176 nucleotides long. RefSeq names its product zona pellucida sperm-binding protein 4-like. Lineage: Eukaryota; Metazoa; Chordata; Actinopteri; Pomacentridae. Gene Ontology annotation, cellular component: egg coat. The record is from RefSeq and is a predicted model, not a curated record. Gene Ontology annotation, biological process: prevention of polyspermy; binding of sperm to zona pellucida. Gene Ontology annotation, molecular function: acrosin binding; structural constituent of egg coat.
AUGCCUUGCCUGCAUUACAGUCUUCACAAGACCCACAUGCCCCUCAACCAAACCCACAGAAAACACAGCAGCAGCAGGAGCCACAACCAAAGCAGCCUGCUCUCCAGAGCUGUGAGGACACAGAGCCAGAGAGUCCCAUGUGGAGGUAGCGAUAUUUCUGCUGCUGCAUGCGAAUCCAUUAGUUGUUGCUUUGACGGCCAACAGUGCUACUUUGGAACAGCAGUGACUGUCCAGUGCACCAAGGAUGGCCACUUCAUUGUUGUAGUAGCCAAAGAAGCCACUUUACCCAACCUUGACCUCGAGGCAGUCUCACUGUUGGGAGAAGGUCAAGGCUGCUCGCAUGUUGACUCGAAUUCACAAUUUGCCAUCUACCAAUUUCCUGUUAGUGCCUGUGGCUCCCUUGUCAUGGAGGAGCCUGGUGUUAUCAUCUAUGAGAACAGGAUGACUUCGGCUUAUGAAGUGGAAGUUGGGCCUCGUGGAGCCAUUACCAGAGACAGCUCCUAUGAAUUGCUCUUCCAGUGUAGGUACACCGGCACAUCUGUCGAAACUCUGAUUGUAGAAGUUGAACCACUUCAGCAACCUCCUCAACCGGUUGUUAGUCUGGGACCCAUCAGGGUAGAGAUGAGGUUGGCCAAUGGGCAAUGUACCACAAAGGGUUGUAAUGAAGUGACUGCGGCCUACAGCUCUUUCUAUACGGAGGCAGACUAUCCUGUGAGCAAAGUACUGAGGGACCCCGUGUAUGUGGAGGUUCAGCUCCUUGGAAAGACAGAUCCAUUGCUUGUCCUGACUCUUGAUCGCUGCUGGGCAACUGCAGACCCCUACCCUCACAGCCUGCCCCAGUGGAACAUUCUGACAGACGGAUGUCCAUGCAGGGACGAUCGCUACUUGUCCUCACUGGUUCCAGUGGAUCAGUCCUCUGGUCUGGAGUUCCCAAGUCACCACAGACGUUUCAUUUUCAAAAUGUUUACCUUCGUGAACCCCAGUUCAGAACAACCUCUGAGGGAAAUGGUGUACAUUCACUGCAGUACAGCUGUGUGCUACAAUGCUCCCGGUGCCAGAUGUGAACCAAUGUGCCUCAGGAGAAAGAGAGAUGUGGAAGCUGUGAGCCAGGAGAAGAGCGAAUCGAAGGUUGUGGUUUCUUCUGGGCCAUUGGCCAUGGCCUCUCCAGAGCAGUAA